AUGGCUGCUGCGUCGCCGAUCGGACGGCUGUCAGACGAUCUUCUCUCCGUUAUCCUCCGUCUCGCCGGUCGAUUCAACGGUCAGUUCCAGCACGCGAUUGUGUGCAAGAAAUGGCAUCGCAUCGCCCGUAGCGUGCACGACCACAUCCACAUUCGCGGAAGCCGUCGCAUGCGUCCUCGCGAGCUGCUCGCGCACCUCUCGUCAUUCCCAAGGCUCCGAAAGCUCGUCCUCGCCGUCUGCAGCAUCACGUCCGUCCCCGACUCUCUCCUCUCGGGGAUUGCCGACACGUGUCCAGAUCUGACGGACCUCCACGUCGAUACGAUGCAACGAGAGUACAGACAGGGGGGUUUCACAGAGAACGGGCUUUCGUAUCUCUUUGAGAAGUGCAUACGGCUGGAGGGACUUCGUCUUGAUUGUCAGUGGAAUCUGGCCGCCAUUCCCUCUUCCAUCGGCGGCCUUGCGUCACUCAAGAGCCUGCACAUCACCGACAGGGGGACAAUCGCCCUCCUUCCAUACGCGUUCACCUCGUUACAGGCACUCGUGCAUCUCGUGAUCAAAAUGCCCGGACUGGAUGAACUGCCGCAGGACUUCGGCAAUCUGAGGCUGCUCAAAUCGCUCCAUCUGAUCGGCUGCCUGUGUCUCGUUUCCAUUCCCGAUUCUUUCGGGCAGCUUACCAACUUGACGCAACUUUCCAUCAGUGGCUCCACAAGGCUUCGGCUGCCCGAGUCCAUCUCCAACCUUACAUCGCUGCUGACCCUCGAAAUUUCCAACUGCCGAGACCUUUCACCGCUGCCCGAGAGUUUCGGGAACCUGCCAGCCCUUGAAACCCUACGCCUGGAGGAUGUGGGGGGGAUCAGAAUUCUGCCCGCGAGUCUCGGGCAGCUGUCUUCUCUGGCGAAUCUUAUCCUCGCCGGCAUGACACUCCACCAUCUGCCUGACGGCGUCGCUCUCCUCCUACGCCUACGCACGCUCAAGCUAGACGUUGGCAUUGCCGUGCAGCGGCAUCCCUCUGUAUACCUCGCCACCACACUCAAAGAGCUCACGAUUGAAAAGACUAGAACUUUACGUUCUCUGCCAGAGGAGUUCGGGCAGCUUACUGCCCUCGAGGCCCUGCGCCUGGUUGAGCUUCCGGGGCUCAGCAGCCUGCCCGCGUCGCUUGGCGACCUGACGAGCCUCAAGGAGCUGAAAAUAGCCACAUGCAGCCUGCUGACGCAGCUUCCAGACUCCCUUACUCUGCUUUCUUCCCUUGAGCUGCUGGACAUCAAGGAUUGCUGCAAGCUGACAGAGCUACCGCAGGGAAUGGGGGAUGAGGAGAUCGGACGGCUGGGAGGGCUUGAAGCUCUCACGCUCUACAAUAUGCUUGACCUGAAGUCGCUCCCUCGCUCGCUGUGUCAGCUGCAGCGGUUGAAAAGACUGCAAGUGAGUUGCAGCGCGCUGCAGUCGCUGUUUGUGGAUGAGGAUUGGGUAGUUGUUUUGAAUGGUUGUGGGGUGGGAAGUACCUGCCUCCAGUUACCCAGCCACACGGGUAGCAGCAGAGGCGCUGGCAGCUGUGGGGGGUGCGAGGAGAGUGACAUGGGUGUGCUGCUGCCAUCCCUGGAGGAUCUUCAACUGGCGGCCCUUCCAUUGCAGCAGCUCGGUGCAUGGCUGGGCUCCUUCUCCUCGCUAACCCACCUGGAGAUCUCGCACAUGAAUCGCCUCCGCUCGCUCCCACACUCCAUCUCUCGCCUCUCUCGCUUGCAGUCACUCACGAUCACUUAUGCCAAAAGCAUGCUUGUGCUGCCAGAGUCAAUAGGGAAGCUCUCAGCACUCACAUCCCUCCAUCUUGACGGUCUCAUGCGCUUGACUGCUCUGCCUGAGUCGCUUGGGCAGCUGAAGAAGCUUCAGGUUCUUCAUAUUGACCAAUGCCCGGGCUUAACCCGGCUUCUCCCUGAUCUCUGCCGACUGCAGCGGUGCCAUUUCUGCCGUGUCGGCAUUUCGUGCCUUCCGGAUGACUUCUGGAAGAUCUCUGCUUUAAAAUACCUCUUGCUCACGUCACUGCCCAAACUCUGCAGCCUGCCCAAAUCUUUUUCGCAGCUGCUCGCACUGGAGGAGUUGAACCUGACCCAAUGCGAGGGGCUGGCUCAGUUACCCUCGGGCGUGCAGCAGAUGGGGAAGCUGCAGACAUGCAUUAUCAGUGGGUGCCCGCUACUGCCGACAAGAACAAUUGCAUCGAUUCACAAAGCGAACUUGGACGAAGGAGAGCGCUUGGUUGUGGAGGAGGAGGAGGAGGGGGAGGGGGAGGGGGAGUUGGAGGAGGAGGAGGAGGAGGAGGAGGAGGAGGAGGAGGAGGAGGAGGAGGAGGAGGAGGAGGAGGAGGAGGAAGAGGAGGAGGAGGAGGAGGAGGAGGAGGAGGAGGAGGAGGAGGAGGAGGAGGAGGAGGAGGAGGAGGAGGAGGAGGAGGAGGGGGAGUAA
This is a messenger RNA of Closterium sp. Yama58-4, 2451 nucleotides long. Lineage: Eukaryota; Viridiplantae; Streptophyta; Zygnematophyceae; Desmidiales; Closteriaceae. The record is from the annotation of a GenBank genome assembly.